AUGCCACGAAGAACCAUAUCCCAUCUGGAAAACAUAAUCGAGACCCAGAUCAUGACAAUCUCACAAAGGGCCAAACAACGAGACGAUGCGAUUACAGAGCGAGACGCCGCAAUGAAAGAAAGAGAUGACGCGAUAAAAGAACGAGACGACGCGAUGAAUGAACAAAACAGCUCAACACAGGAACUCUACAUGCCCACCAUAACCCGCGGCCUAUACAUCACCGCAGACCCACCAGCCCUUAGCACCCACAUAGAAGUACUACACGACCUGCCCGACGACGAACAAGAACUCGUUUGGUCGUCUAACUGGAGAUCAAUUCAACCAGAAAACUACCAACGUGAGGACGCAGUGACAGUCAACAUGCAUGGCAGAUUCGGCACACGUCUGCCUGGUAUAUUUGUUGCGCAUGAAGAGGUGGAGAGGCCAAUUCGGUUAUGGUACUUUACAGAGGCCGGAAAGGCGGUGGUGAAGAUCGACAAUCUGGGGAUGGAGCGGGAUGGUAUCGAGGAGUCGUACAAGAGCCAAACCAUGAGUCUCAACCGCUUGUGGACCGAUAGUCAUCGUUACCGGUGGAUCCCAGGAGGAAAGGGUAAGCGAGAUGUGGACAAGAAGGAGGAAGCCCGCAAGAAGGAUGACAAGCGAAAGGGCAACGAGAAAGCAGAAAAACUGAAGCGCGGUGUUGAUGAGAAGCAGAAAGUAGACAAAGCGGACAAAGAGGCGAAGAAGAAAGCCAAGAAGAAUGAAGAAGGGGAAGCAUUAGCUAAGAUCUUUGAAGACGAGCUUGGGCUUAGCAGACGGCGAUAG
Molecule: messenger RNA, 804 nt
Organism: Alternaria arbusti
Lineage: Eukaryota; Fungi; Ascomycota; Dothideomycetes; Pleosporales; Pleosporaceae
Exons: 2
Coding region: 1-804 (267 amino acids)
Source: RefSeq, a predicted model, not a curated record